AUGGAACCACCACUGCCUCCAGACUCCUUUGGCAAUUACUACCGCAUCACUAUGACAACUCCAUCGUUGAACACAGGACAGGAGUGUCAUGAUCUUGAUCUAGUGAAACAGAUAAGGGAUCAGAUAAAGAAGAUUGACAUAGAUUAUGUGAGAAAACUCCAAGAUGGAAAUGAGCAUUUUAAUUUCCUCAAGGAUAUUUCAUAUAGAGUGCUUGAGAAGGGGGAACUAGUCUCGUUUAAUAUCACUAGUUUGUGUAGGUUUCCUUUGUACGACGCUGAUUUUGGAUGGGGAAAACCAACGUGGAGGCAUAGAGGCUAUGUUAGCUUGAAGGUGGAGGACAUGACAGAGUUCGAAGCAGAUGAGGAUUUGCUUGCCUUGGUGAAUACAGCACGGGCUUGUUGA
Sphenostylis stenocarpa is the source of this 402-nucleotide messenger RNA. The record is from the annotation of a GenBank genome assembly. Lineage: Eukaryota; Viridiplantae; Streptophyta; Magnoliopsida; Fabales; Fabaceae.